UCGAUCGGAACUGAGCAUAAUGAAAGUCCUGAGCUCUGUCUGAGACUCAACUUAGUUCACAACCGUUUAAAACAAGCGUAUGCAGUCUGUCACGUGGGCUUUAAUGAUUACCAAGAGCCUCGCGCACACUGACAUGAAGAGUCAUAUUGCAAACUCAGAGUUAGCUACAAGGUAGUAUAUGAACCGGCUCUGUCAGGGAUCGUUUAGAACCAUGGGCGACCAUAUACUGUAUUUUACGCCUGCGGCUCCCUUGGACAGAGGACUGGUGGAUGUAUGUCCUCAUACCUGGCAACAAGUGCGUUAAUGGAUAUUUGGCAAACACUCUUUACAAGUGUGACAGUGAGCUAACCCGCGAGAAGCUGAGAGCUGCUAGCCGGAGGAUGGAGACACGGAGCCGCCUGUUUGAGGCUUCCCGGCUCCGCUGCCGUAUCACGGGCAGCAUUGAACACGCCUGACAUCUCCGCCUCAUGAAGCAUGUUAACACAGACUGCUCCCCGGAUUCAGCGGAGCUCGGCGGGAGUGCACCUUGGCUCCGUCAUUUAGUCAUUUGUUGAAGGCUGGACAGCACCCAUCCAUCCAGACACCACACAAGGGAUGUGGAGACCCCAGAAAACAGGGCUCUUUGACAUUCUUUCAUUGUCGCUGGUCGUGGCAUUGAUGUGCUGUGCCCAGAGCGUCAAUGAACCGGGGAACAUGUCUUUCGUCAAAGAGACUGUGGAUAAACUGUUGAAAGGUUAUGAUAUUCGUCUUCGGCCAGACUUUGGAGGUGCACCGGUUGCUGUUGGCAUGAGCAUAGACGUGGCAAGUAUAGACAUGGUGUCAGAAGUCAAUAUGGACUACACGUUGACGAUGUACUUCCAACAAUAUUGGAGAGAUAAGAGACUGGCCUAUGUAGGGAUCCCUCUCAACCUGACACUGGACAACAGAGUCGCAGACCAGCUCUGGGUCCCAGACACCUACUUCCUCAACGACAAGAAGUCCUUUGUUCACGGCGUCACUGUUAAGAACCGUAUGAUUCGGCUACACCCGGACGGCACUGUUCUCUACGGCCUCAGAAUCACCACGACUGCAGCCUGCAUGAUGGAUCUGAGGAGAUACCCGCUGGACGAACAGAAUUGCACUCUGGAAAUUGAGAGUUAUGGUUACACAACAGAUGAUAUAGAGUUCUAUUGGAAAGGAGGAGACACUGCUGUGACCGGGGUGACACGCAUCGAGCUCCCUCAGUUCUCCAUCGUCGACUACAAACUGGUUUCCAGGAACGUGGUCUUUUCCACAGGUGCCUACCCUCGACUGUCUCUGAGCUUCAAGCUGAAGCGAAACAUCGGAUACUUCAUCCUGCAGACGUACAUGCCCUCCAUCCUCAUCACCAUCCUAUCCUGGGUGUCGUUCUGGAUAAAUUAUGACGCCUCGGCUGCCAGAGUUGCAUUAGGGAUCACCACUGUCCUCACCAUGACAACCAUCAACACGCAUUUAAGAGAGACUCUGCCCAAGAUCCCCUACGUCAAAGCUAUAGACAUGUACCUGAUGGGCUGCUUUGUGUUUGUCUUCCUGGCUCUGCUGGAGUACGCCUUCGUCAACUACAUCUUCUUUGGAAGAGGACCUCAGAUGCAGAAGAAGAUGGCUGAGAAGGCACAGAAGGCAAAUAAUGAGCGAGAUAAAUUUGAUGGACCCAAGUCCCUUCUGGAAGGAGGCAAUUGCAAGUCUUCGUCUGUUAAACUAUCCAAUCAGGUACAAGGACGCCGUCACUCACAGAGGGUCGACUCCCGGGGGAACAUUUUGCUGACAACCUUGGAGAUCCACAACGAGGUGGGAGGGAAUGAAAUCACAACCACGGUGAGCGAGACCCACAACUCCUCCUCCACGGCGUUGGACCACUCGGGGGUCCAGUACAGGAAGCCGAGCGGGCCGCGAGAGUCGGCCCGCCUCAGUACGGACAGGAACGCGCACGGAAAGAAAAGCCGUCUGCGGAGGCGAUCCUCGCAGCUCAAAAUCAAAAUCCCAGACCUCACCGAUGUGAACACCAUCGACAGAUGGUCACGGAUAAUAUUCCCCUUCAGCUUCUGCCUCUUCAACCGUGCAGACUCCGAGAGUGUGCAUCUGUAUGUGCACAGUCACAAGGAAUUAUCUACAGAACUUGUAUUUUACAAAGACUUUGAUGAACUGUAAAGUACUCUCUGCUCUGACUCCUGUGAAGAGCUGGGACAUUGGAUCUCGUGGGGUGAGGCGCAGACUCUGUGCCGUGUUGUAUAUCAAAAAGUGUAUUUACACUGCUUUAGGUCAGUUAUUACAAACGCACCCAGAAUUUCAGUAUUAAAUGUGGUCGCUGUAAUACAAUGUAUUGCUAAUGACAAGACACCUGUAAUAUUACAGUUGUCUUGUCAAUCUGCACAUGGACAAAUAACGCUCAUGUAAACACAGACCACACUCUGAGUUUAUGAUCCGAAAUGAUUUGUAAUGAAACCAGACUUACAGGAAUUGUUCAAUGUUUUGGGAAAUCCUUGUAUUCCCUUUUGUUGCCGAGAGUGAGAUGAGAAGAUUGAUACCACUCUUCUGUACGUGUGCUAAAUAGGAAGUUAUCGCCAGCAGCUAGUUAGCUUAGCAUGAAGACUGCAAGCAGGGGGAAACAGCUAAACAUAUUAACUAAAAUCUCAAACUAUUUCUUUAAUUAGCCUCAGAGUUGAUGCUACCGACUGUUCACUGGUUGUUCUGAAGUGAAACUGCUGUGACCUCGCUCCUAGGAUUAACAGAGGGUUCAUACUGUUUUAAAGAUCAUUUAUAUAAUAAUAACUUUGAUUUCAAAGCCCAGUUUUAUUAACAAGAGAGUGGCUGAUGGAAUAAAAUUGUCAUUAUCUCAUUCACUGCCAUUAUUGACAUAUUUUGGCAUUUUAGAAAGCUUUAAUUUGCUUUCCUGCUGAGCUUUAAAUGAGAAGAUCAGUACCACUAUAGUACAGUUAGCUUAGCAUAAAGACUGGAAACGGGGAAAGAGUGAAAGUCAAAGAUGAAUUAGCCGCCUAUCACAUCUAAAGCUCACAAAUAAACGUUUAAUCCUAUUUGUUUAAUCCAUACGUGAACAGAAAUGUUCCUAUUUCUCUUCACACAUUGAUUUCCACAACAUUUCUGCAUGUGUACAGAUUGAACAAACCAGACAUUUACAUGCUCAUUAGUGAGCUUUUUGGUGUUGGUAGGGGAAUUCUGAUAGCUUUGCACAGAGCCAGGCUAGCAGUUUUCCUUUGUUUACAGUCUUUAUGCUAAGCUAGGCUAACCGGCUGCUGGUUGUAGCUUCAUAUUUAUCAAUCAAGUAUCAGUCUUCUCAUAUUGCUCGACGAGAACGUGAAUGAGAGUAUUUCCCAAAAUUUGGAACCAUUUCUAUAACAUUUACAGUUACCCCUUUGCUAUUGAUUUUCACUUUUCCAAAAAAAUGCCAUGUAGCCAACAUCAAGUGGGUAUGUGUGACAAAAAAAAGAAGUUUCCCAGGCUUUUACAGAGAACAUGUACAAUAUCUGAUCAGUUUACACUAUUUCACUCUUUUGUCACUAUGCUUUCAGGACUGCUGUCGCACUUUUUUAUUGGUUUUGUGAAACACGUAUUCAAUACAGCAUAAUUCACAUGGCGACUUGCUUUUUUUCUUUACAUGCAUGUUAUACUAAGGACCGAACGCAGACACAUUUUUGCAGACAUCUUAUGUCAAAUUUCGACCAACCUACACACCCAGAUUUGUCAAACAUUUAAUGUACAUGCUGUAACUGCACAUUUUCUUCACUUGACAUUAAUGACAUGUCUCUGUUGUCAGCAGUGUUUUGCUCAGUGAUUUCUGGCCUCGCUGUUUUGUUUUGUUAGUCUUUACACAACAUUAUCGUUUCCUAUUUGUGUUGUAAAUAUAAAACGCAAUAUCACA
This is a messenger RNA of Perca flavescens (yellow perch), 3895 nucleotides long. RefSeq names its product gamma-aminobutyric acid type A receptor subunit beta3 (gene gabrb3). Gene Ontology annotation, cellular component: membrane. The record is from RefSeq and is a predicted model, not a curated record. Gene Ontology annotation, molecular function: extracellular ligand-gated monoatomic ion channel activity; GABA-A receptor activity. Gene Ontology annotation, biological process: monoatomic ion transmembrane transport. The transcript has 11 exons. Bases 595 to 2166 code for a protein of 523 amino acids. Lineage: Eukaryota; Metazoa; Chordata; Actinopteri; Perciformes; Percidae.